UCUAUAUUGAGGGCGCUACAUAAGCCAGCUAGCUCUGAGGUUUGCUUGUCAGAACGUCGAAAUUUGCUGGAAAACUCGACUAGCGUUACGUCUAGCUACGGCCAUACGGGACUCCCCCCUUAGAUACAUACCCGUACAUGUAUGUAGCUGAAGUGUCCAGAGCCUGAAUGGACCAGACCAGUUUUGUUGGGUGCCUUCUGUUCGUGGACUGUGGUGAUUCCUUGGGCACAUUCCAGGGAGAGGUGACAGAUGUCAACAAAGACCAGCAGACCAUCUCUCUCAAGAGACCCUACUGGAAUGGAAUCAAGUUUGAAGCCCCAGAAAUCACUCUCCGAGCUGUAGACAUAAGGGAUUUAAAAAUCCUGCAGUCCUUCGAAGAACACAAAGCCGACGCACCCGAGAGAAAAGACACAAUCAAAACCUCCCACAGCGCACCCCUGCUCAAUGGAGCAGACGUGGUCCAGCACAGCAAUACACCAAACAGCAAGCACAGAGCGUCAGAUAACGACAGACAGAGGACACCAAGGAAACAGGAUCGACAGUCCGGCGGCGGUGCGCACAGCAAGACGCCAACAAAACAACGCAGCGGGGAUGCGUCGAACCAGAAAAAUGCUUCAGGGGGCAACCAGACGACGAUAUACUCGGGUACUCAGCACUCAGCAUUUCAAAGAGUUCAGAAGGAGGAGGGCAAAGGUCAAGGGUCAGAGGAGGAGAGAGAAGCAGCGGAUUCUGAGAAAGGAAGAAAAAACAGAUACUACUCAGGAAACUUAGACACCAACCAGAAAGUGCGAUCCUCGCCUCGCAAAAUCGACGGCGGCCAGAAACAGAGGCGCAACUUUGGUGCAAACGCCAGAAACGAGGAGUGCUUCAGCGCCCCAGUGGAGUCAUUCCUCGCAACGGACUUUGACUUUGACAAGAGCAUGAGAUCCUUCAACAAGGCCGCCAUCUUUGAGGAGAUCACUUCGACAAUGGCCAUGGGAGACAACAAGAAGAAGGUGAAGAAUAUCCCCCACGAUGAGCAUAUUCUGUUGGAGAAUGUUCCAGCUUUCCUCCAUGACAAGGGGGGCAGACAAGUGAAGUGCACCUCCUAUACAUCAGAAACUGGUGUGGUCAUCCCAGCAGCAUCUGUAGACAUGGUCCAGAGCCUGUACCAAGCAGCUGACAAACUGGGUCUGACCACUGAGAGGAGACUCGAAGCUGGUGGUGUGAGCGUCUCUAAGAUGGCUUUAGACCUCAUCGUUGGGAAAACCAGGGUAGCUAAUCAGCCCUCCGUUCUUGUCGUCUGCGGCCCGCACCUACAGGGGGCCCAGGGCAUCAACUGUGCCCGGCAUCUGGCCAAUCACAACGCUGACGUCAUACUCUUCAUGCCCAACUUUGCCAAGAUGCCCGAGGUGGUGACGGCAGAGCUGAGGCUGUUCAAGGAGACAUCUGGGAGACAUGUGACCAACAUCAAAGACUUGCCAGAGGAACCCCCAGAUCUGAUCAUCAGCGCCUUGGACACGCCAACCGACACCUCCCUGUCCAAGCAGCCCUGGCUCAAGAGCAUCGUCACUUGGGUCACGGCCAACAAGGCCUCGGUUCUCUCCGUCGAUCCAAGUCCCAACCACAGCGUCCGGAGCAAGUGGUCCGUCGUAACGGCUCUACCUCUGUCCUACGACAACACUAAUGCCGGCUUGCUGUAUCUCUGUGACGUGGGCAUUCCGUGCAAGGUUUUCAGUUCGGUCGGCGUGAAGUACACGUCACCGUUCAAGGACAAGUUUGUUGUGAGGCUUCAUAAUCGUUAAAUGGCUCAGGAAAACUGGUGCAUGUAUUGUCAUGAUAUCGUCAAAACUUGUUGUGUUAGUGCUGUAAAAACAUUUCCUUAAAUGUUUCAUUCCCUAUUUAUUUUAUACAGGACCUAAUCAUCUAAACAGGAUAUUUUCUAUGCUAUUUUCAUGAAAAGAAGAAAAGGGAAGUUCUUGCAUGCAGUUAUUUAAGCUAAAGUGAAAAAUGGUUUUAAAAUGAAUAUGUGGUUACCAUAUUCUUUUGAAUAUAAUUUAUACCUUGAUUGCAUUUUGUAAAUGCAUAUUUUUUAGAAGUAUUAACCUAAAUACUCUAAAAUCUCCACCAUCCAACAACAGGUUUGCAGUUGUUUUAUGGGAAAGAAUGUUGCAACCUGACGCCUUUGUGUUGUAGUCGUGUUAUAAUUUGCAGAACAGGAAGAGAAAUAGCAUGAACUAAAGUUGAGGAUUAUAUAGGGUUGUUCAUUUACGCUUAGUACAGGAAACGGGUACCCGUUAAAGAAACCCAACGCCAAACAUGCCAACAUUCAAAUCUCGGAAGUUGCUGUUCAGAUUAUUUACAAAGGUCCACACGAUAGUACUACCACAUCCGUGCAUCAAUACAGCAAGAUACAAGCGUGUACAGAGACCUUAAUAGCUUUGUGGUGUAAACUGCAGCUUUCGCAAGCAUUAUAAUAUGUGAAAUAUGUUUUGUUUUCCCAUGUGGCCUGGUUUUUUUAUUUUGAAAAUUCCCCACAAAUGACUUCGAAACCUUUCUUUUCAUUGUCUGAGAAGUCACUCAGUAAUUUGUAAAGUUGGCUACGGGUACCCAAUCCCAUUAUCUAGAACCGGUUCCUGACAUUAACGGUCGGGUACUCGAUUCCGAUGCACUAGCCCUACAUGUAGCAUUGUGUUUGUUUUGAUGAGAGGCAGCAACUUAGGAGAUACAGUCAUUUCAGCAGCAUUCUACUCAUAACACCUUGUGUCAAAGGGAUAUCUAAAGUUUUACCUAUAUCCCAGCUUUGUUUUCAGAUAUUAGCCCCCUGGCUUGGGCGAGAGACUCUGGCUACAUACAGCCCAUGUACUGUGUCAUAACAUCGAAUCCUAUAAUAUUAGGCCAAAGUAUUUGGUCGUAUAUUUCCUAUAUUUUCUUCUCCUUUAAUGCUUCUAACUUAUUCUGAAGCCUCGCUGAAGACAAAGAGACAAAGCCAAGGCUUAAAAAACCCAAACAAAAAUUAGGAUGUCUUUUAUUUGGGAGAUGGAUUGGGGGGGGUGUUAAACAUGGUAUCCACCUGUUAGUGUUGGUGUUGCUGUUCUGGGAUAAUUUAAAAUGACUGAAGCAGAGAAGUAAGACUGUCGAAUGCCUUUUUUCCAAGUGGAAAAACAAUUCAUCAACGCAAUUGUGCAUUUUGUUCUUGAAAGUGAAUUAGUUCCCUGGCUACAAAACGUUGGUGCAUGUUGUCAUUUGGUGCAUGUGGUAAUGUGUUGACAUUUAGUCUGCCUGCAGUAAAAAAACAAAUUCCAGCUGAUUGAAAAGUCAUUGUUAAAGGAUGUGGAUAGCUUGUCACUGUGAUGAAGAUAAAAGGGGGAGUUAAAUGUUUCGAGAAAACCUAAGCAUCAUCUUGCUAUCUUUGAAUCUACAUUUACAUUUUAUGUACAUGAUUGAUAAGGUAUAGUGUCAAUGAUUAUCCUUAAUUGUGAUGAUAAGGCAAAGCCAUCAGCAUUAAGCAUUUUUUUGUCUUUCAAAAGUAUUCUUUUUAUUAGAAGUCGGGUCUGUUUUGAUUUUUUUCAAACAUAUGAGAAAGAUGACCCAAACGAAGUAUCUGAUAGAAGCAAGUGUUUCAAAUUCAGGUGUAAAACCAAAGUCAGUUUUCGAUUUUUUGAAAAGUAAGAAAAAAACUCGACAUACUACAAAGAGGGUUUUUUAUGGUGUUGUUUAUGUGAAACAAAGUGUCUAACUGGUUCGAUGGUGUAAUUCAAAGAUGCUCUUACCAUCACUUUUUUUAUUUGCUCGAACGUGUACUUUUCUCUGAGUUGCUAUUUACAUUGUACCUCCAAAUGCAUGAAGGGAAAAUUAAGAAGAGGAGACCGUUUUUCCUACCAAAACAGCGUGCAGUUAGCACACAGUGCAACUUUUUUUUUCACUUUCGUUGUAAUUUUAUAUUAAAACAAAGGAUGUCGAUACGUCAAAAACAGCAAUUCGGUAUCUUAGAAUUUUUUUCCCAAUCCUGUUUUUUUUUUCAUCGUAAAAAUAAACCAAAACAUAUUCAUGUAUAUCAUGUGAAAUCGUCA
Messenger RNA from Patiria miniata (bat star), 4052 nucleotides. It is a transcript of the gene edc3, whose product is annotated as enhancer of mRNA-decapping protein 3-like. Bases 168 to 1784 code for a protein of 538 amino acids. The transcript is spliced from 7 exons. Gene Ontology annotation, biological process: deadenylation-independent decapping of nuclear-transcribed mRNA; P-body assembly. Gene Ontology annotation, cellular component: P-body. NCBI's taxonomy places the organism in Eukaryota, Metazoa, Echinodermata, Asteroidea, Valvatida, Asterinidae. The record is from RefSeq and is a predicted model, not a curated record. Gene Ontology annotation, molecular function: mRNA binding.